AUGCCGUGCUGCACGCGGAUGCACAUGAGGCACGAUAGCCUGGUGCAGCCGACGCUGGCUCUCGGGGCUGCCGGGGCCGUGCCGUGUGCCAGCCGCCUCUUUUCUUAAAUCUCUCUUCAGACCACGCUGCAGACAGAUGAGGUGAAAAACGUUCCUUGUGGUACCAGUGGAGGAGUGAUGAUUUAUUUUGACAGAAUUGAGGUGGUGAAUUUCCUCAUCCAGAGCGCAGUAUACGACAUAGUGAAGAACUACACCGCUGACUAUGACAAAGCUCUCAUCUUCAACAAGAUUCACCACGAGCUGAACCAGUUCUGCAGCGUCCACACGCUGCAGGAGGUCUACAUUGAGCUGUUCGAUCAGAUUGAUGAAAACCUUAAACUGGCCCUGCAGCAAGACCUAACGACAAUGGCCCCCGGAUUAAUUAUACAGGCAGUUCGAGUAACAAAGCCAAACAUCCCUGAAACAAUCCGGAGGAAUUAUGAGCUCAUGGAGAGUGAGAAGACGAAGCUGCUGAUUGCGGCACAGAAGCAGAAGGUGGUGGAGAAGGAAGCGGAGACAGAGAGGAAGAAAGCCCUCAUCGAGGCGGAAAAAAUCGCACAAGUUGCCGAAAUAACUUAUGGACAGAAAGUGAUGGAAAAGGAAACGGAGAAACGAAUUUCGGAGAUUGAAGAUGCUGCAUUUCUUGCAAGAGAGAAGGCAAGAGCUGAUGCCGAAUGCUACACUGCUAUGAAAGUAGCCGAGGCUAACAAGCUGAAGUUAACUCCUGAGUACUUGCAGCUGAUGAAAUACAAGGCUAUCGCAGCAAACAGCAAGAUAUAUUUUGGCAAAGAUAUUCCCAACAUGUUCAUGGACUAUGCGGGAAGCCAGACCAAAUUUGCAGAGGGACUGGCAGAAGGAAUCCAAGAAGAGGAUGGGGCAGGAACCAGUGAGGACACAAAACUACUUCAUAACGUCAACUGAAAAGAAAGAUUUCUAUUUGUUUUAUAUCAAAAGAAACAUGAACUGGGAAGUUCCUUUUUGUUUCCCCCUUUGCUGUACUGAAAGAGAUGGAUCAGACUUAAUCCUUUCAAUCUUUUGUAUGACAAUUAGACACAAAGACUUUGGUAUUUACGGGGUGUUUUCUGGUAACUUCUAAGCAACCAGCUCCAGGUAUGUCCUCUAGAUGCACCUCUCUCUGCUCUUGGACAUAGAGACCAAGUUAUUCGGGAGAGGCUAGCUAGACUAUCUGUUCUGCAGCCAGCUUAGAUGGGUACUUAAUUUUGGAUUGAGGUAGUUUGUAGCAGUCGGAAGUAAAGAAAUGUUGAGGUUUUGGAGGGAGGGGAAUUGCUGCUACAACUUGUUUUGGUUUUUUCUCUUGUUGGAAAUUUCGAGUACUUUAUUUCAAACCCCUU
Messenger RNA from Nipponia nippon (crested ibis), 1391 nucleotides. Lineage: Eukaryota; Metazoa; Chordata; Aves; Pelecaniformes; Threskiornithidae. The record is from RefSeq and is a predicted model, not a curated record.